Messenger RNA from Panicum virgatum (switchgrass), 1952 nucleotides. RefSeq names its product serine--tRNA ligase-like. Gene Ontology annotation, biological process: seryl-tRNA aminoacylation. The record is from RefSeq and is a predicted model, not a curated record. NCBI's taxonomy places the organism in Eukaryota, Viridiplantae, Streptophyta, Magnoliopsida, Poales, Poaceae. The transcript has 11 exons. Gene Ontology annotation, molecular function: ATP binding; tRNA binding; serine-tRNA ligase activity. Gene Ontology annotation, cellular component: cytosol. Bases 137 to 1309 code for a protein of 390 amino acids.
GCCACCGCCCUUCGCUGUUUCCCCCGCCGCCUCCGCCUUCCUCGGCCUCCUCCGCCGCUCCCCUUCUGCGCCGCCGCUCGUUGUACUUUGCCAACCGAAAGCCGUCCGUCCGCGCUGCUCACCGCAUCACACGACAAUGCUUGAUAUCAACCUCUUCCGCACCGGCCGUUGCGGUAAGAAAGAGGACGGCGAUCCGGACGCCGUCCGCGAAUCGCAACGCAGUCGCUUUGCUUCCGUAGAUAUUGUCGACGAGGUCAUCAACCUAGACGAGCUGUGGCGCAGUAGGCAGUUCGAUCUGGAUAAUAUCCGAAAGGAGAUCAACGCCACCAGCCGAAAUACGGGCAAGCUGAAGAUGGUCAUGCGUCAGGUUGAACAGAAACUCAAUGCGAACAAGGAAUUACAGAAAGACAUCGAGGAAAAGUUGGCUGCCAAUGCUGAGAGCAAGCUAGAAGGUGUCCAUGAGGAGCAAAUUAAGCUGUCCAUUAGGUUGAAUGAACUAAACGAAUCCAUUGAGGAGUAUUGCAGCAUGAUGAGAAAUAACGAACUAAAAGUUAAGGAGCACAUGGAAUCCACCAAUCAGAUAAAGGAGAGGUUGGCUGCCACAGAAGCUGAGGUGCGGCGCAUCAAGAUCAUGCUUGACACCAAGCUUAUGGCUAUUGGCAAUAUUGUGCAUGAAUCUGUGCCCAUCAGUGACAAUGAGGAAAAUAAUGUUGUUUUAAGGACAUGGGGAGGAAGGAGAAUGGAGAGAAACUUGAAGAAUCAUGUGGAUCUUUGCAGGAAGCUUGACAUUGUGGCUUUUGAGGAAGGUGUUGAUGUGGCCGGUGGAAGGGGUUACUUUUUGAAGGGUUAUGGUGUCCUCCUGAACCAGGCAUUGAUUAAUUUUGGCCUAGCUUUCCUGCAAAAUCGUGGCUUUAAUCUACUGCACACUCCCUUUUUCAUGAGAAAGGAAACAAUGAGUAAAUGUGCCCAAUUAGCCCAAUUCGAUGAGGAGCUAUACAAAGUAACAGGUGAUGGGGAAGAAAAGUAUCUUAUAGCCACAUCUGAACAACCGAUGUGUGCUUAUCAUCUAGGCAAUCGAAUUCAUCCAGAUGAAUUGCCAAUUAGAUAUGCUGGUUACUCCACCUGCUUCCGAAAAGAAGCUGGUUCACAUGGACGGGACACAGCUGGCAUCUUCAGAGUGCACCAGUUUGAAAAGAUCGAGCAAUUCUGUAUUACAAGCCCAAAUGGCAACGAUUCCUGGGAAAUGUUUGAAGAGAUGAUUAAAAAUUCAGAAGAUUUCUACAAGGAGGUGGGCAUAAUUGCUUUGUGAACAUCUGUCUUGCAGAUUGGUCUGGCAUACCAGGUUGUUUCUAUAGUAUCUGGUGCUCUUAAUGAUGCUGCUUCUAAAAAGUACGAUUUAGAAGCUUGGUUCCCGGCAUCAAACACCUACAGAGAACUUGUGUCCUGUUCAAAUUGUACAGACUAUCAAGCAAGAAGGCUUGGGAUCGCCUAUGGCCAGAAGCUUGAUGAGCAGUCAAAUAAUAAAUUUGUUCAUAUGCUGAACUCCACUUUGACUGCCACUGAGAGGACGCUCUGCUGUAUUCUGGAGAACUGCCAAAAGGAGGGGGGUGUUGAAGUGCCAAAAGUGCUACGAGCAUACAUGGGAGGAAUUGAGUUCCUUUCAAGCAACCUAUGGAUGGCAAACAAGCUGCUGAUAAAUUAAAGUCUGGAUCAAAGGUGGCGUCUGCCUCUGGAUCAAAGGUGCCUGAAAUAUAGCAUGUUUUCAGGCAACGAUCUUCACCGGUGGCUCAUGGGCAUGUAAAGCCGAUUUAGCUUGAUGAGGAAAAUGGAUGGAUACGAUACUAACACAUCUGACCAUUAUUAGGAAGAAAAGUAUGCUACCUGAGAUUGAGCUGAAUCCUUAUGUAUUCUACAGUAUAUCUACUACCGACUGUUGGGUGUGCUUCUGCGUC